UCUGUGGGGAUGUAUUUGCAACUCCUCACGAGCUUUUGGUUCGGAGCCUCGGAGGAAACGCUUUUAAGGCUAGUACCCCAUCUCAAAUUCCUCUGUUUUCCCCCAAUUCCGCAACACCCCGCUACUAUAUCCAUUACUGCCUCAGCCUGUCUCUCUCCUCCAGCUUGGUUCCUUCCUCUCGCCGCUUCGAGAGCGCGUAGUCAGCAGCGGCUUGCGUUCCUGUCGGUCUCGCAGGCGGGAGCAGAGCAGGACGAGGAUGUCGGAUCAGAAGGAUCCUGGGAUCAAGCUCUUCGGCCGGGUGAUCCCGUGGGGGCCUGAAACCGCCCCGGGAACCACGGAAGUGGAGGACCCGCCGCAGGAUGAGCUGCAGCCACGGGCGCCGGAGGUUGCCGCGGCGGUGGAUGAGGAUCAACACAAUGAGAAGGAAGAGAAAAAUGCUAAUGAAAUGGUUGUCAUGCCACAAGAGAAGGGUAAAGAAACCAAGGUUGACACGCCACAACAGGAGAAGGGUAAUGAAAUGGAGGUUGAUGCGCCACAAAAGGAACAUGACGACGAAAUGAAAAUUGACGCACAACAAGAGGAAAAAGAUGAACAAAUGGAAGCCGUCGCAUCACCAACGCAUGGAUAUAUAGAACCAGCCAAUUUACCUCCCUCGGAGUCGGAGCACAAGAAAGGAGACGAGGGACCGAUGGACAGUGCCGAAGAUAAAGCAGCAUCAGAUGCAAAGGGGCAGAACGAGAAGACAUCAAAUGAGGAAUCAGGCCAGGACAGGGCACUUAAUAAGAAGCCAGAUAAGAUCCUACCUUGCCCUCGGUGCAACAGCAUGGAUACAAAGUUCUGCUAUUACAACAACUACAACGUUAAUCAACCAAGGCACUUCUGCAAGAACUGCCAGCGGUACUGGACUGCAGGGGGCACCAUGAGGAACGUACCUGUUGGCGCCGGGCGGCGCAAGAGUAAGAACGCGUCAUUGCACUACCGUCAACUACUGAUGGCCCCUGACUGUAUGCUGGGGCCUAGAGUGGACAUAUCAAAGCCAGUGCUCCCUGAAGGUCUUGCAUCAUCUCCACCUGCCCCGACACAGCCAGCCAGUAGAAAUGGAACGGUCCUAAAAUUUGGGCAUGAGGUACCAUUUUGCGAGUCAAUGGUGUCGGCGCUGAACAUUGAUGAGCAGAACGGCAACAGCCCUGGAGGACCAACAGCAAGAGGUGAAAACAGGGAAGAUAAUAAUAACCCUGGAUCCGGCACACCACCAUACAACGGUGUGCCUGAAACCAUGGCCCCCGUCGUCGGCAAGAACGGGGCACCAGUUCAUUGUAACGGGGUUGCCCCAGUGCCUCAGUAUUACCUUGGAACCCCUUUCAUGUACCCUUGGAAUGUAGGAUGGAGCAACGUGCCUGUGAUGGUGCCAGGUAAAAGCAUGCCCGAACCUGCUCCUGCUCCAGAGAGCUGCAGUACUAGCUCAGCUGUAUGGAUGAACCCUCCCAUGAUGCCAGGCUCAAGACCUCCUCCUAGUCCAGCGUUUCCAUACCCUCUCGUGCCACCCGGGCUCUGGGGCUGUUUUUCCGGAUGGCCAGCCACGGCUUGGAACGUACCAUGGACCAGAACCAACGUCUGCGUGUCGCCGCCGCCGCCGCCGCCGCUGUCGCCGUCGCCAUCAAGCAACAGCAGCAGCUGCUCGGGCAACGGGUCUCCUACUCUGGGCAAGCAUUCCAGGGACACCAAUCCGCUGAGAGAGGAGAAAAGAGAGAAGUCGCUGUGGGUUCCCAAGACGCUCCGGAUCGAUGACCCUGAUGACGCCGCCAAGAGUUCGAUAUGGGCCACCCUCGGCAUCAAGCCCGGAGACCCUGGCACUUUCAUCAAGCCUUUCCAGUCCAAGGUCGAGAGCAAGGGCCAGAGGUCGGACGCUGCUCAGGUCUUGCAGGCGAACCCGGCGGCGAUGUCGCGCUCACAGUCGUUCCAGGAGAGCUCUUGACUUCAUACGCAAAGUCUGCCUUAUAUAUAGUUUUGGUACUGUAAUCCUUACAUGCUGGUAGAGUUUUGUGGCAUGCGAAAAGUGACUUCGUACCUGAAGCCUAUCUUAUUGUUUGUUUCGGUACUGUAUUCCUUACUACAUGCUAGUAGAGCUGUGCGGUAUGUGGAAAGGACAACAGAGAGCUUCUUGUAUAGCCAAUUAGCCACCUAGUGGAACUUGCAAAGAGCUUCCAUGAGAACUCUCGAGAUACUUAUGUAUUGUAAAUACUUGACAUACUGGUGUUGUAUAUACUUGACUUACUGGUGUUGCAAAGGAACUUAAAAAGGAGGGACUAAAAAUUUAGGUGCUGUUUGAAAUGUAAUGCAAAUGGUAAUGGUUUACACUUGAUUACUGGCGAUAAUAAGUUUGAA
Zea mays is the source of this 2385-nucleotide messenger RNA. RefSeq names its product cyclic dof factor 2. Gene Ontology annotation, biological process: regulation of DNA-templated transcription. The record is from RefSeq and is a predicted model, not a curated record. Gene Ontology annotation, molecular function: DNA binding; DNA-binding transcription factor activity. Lineage: Eukaryota; Viridiplantae; Streptophyta; Magnoliopsida; Poales; Poaceae. The coding region runs from base 257 to 1975 and encodes 572 amino acids. The transcript has 2 exons.